This is a messenger RNA of Elgaria multicarinata webbii, 2719 nucleotides long. RefSeq names its product nucleolar protein 10 (gene NOL10). Gene Ontology annotation, biological process: maturation of SSU-rRNA from tricistronic rRNA transcript (SSU-rRNA, 5.8S rRNA, LSU-rRNA). Gene Ontology annotation, molecular function: protein binding. Lineage: Eukaryota; Metazoa; Chordata; Lepidosauria; Squamata; Anguidae. Gene Ontology annotation, cellular component: 90S preribosome; small-subunit processome; nucleus. The coding region runs from base 16 to 2082 and encodes 688 amino acids. The transcript is spliced from 21 exons. The record is from RefSeq and is a predicted model, not a curated record.
GAAAGAACGAAAACCAUGCAGGUCUCCAGCCUCAACGAGGUGAAGAUCUACAGUCUCAGCGCCGGCCGGAGCCUGCCUGAGUGGCUUUCUGAUAGAAAAAAGAGAGCACUACAAAAGAAAGAUGUUGGUAUUCAUAGGAGAAUUGAACUUAUCCAAGAUUUUGACAUGCCUGCUGUUAGCACCAAGAUCAAGGUGUCACGAGACGGGCAGUAUGUGAUGGCAGCCGGGACAUAUAAACCAAGGAUCCGAUGUUUUGAUACCUAUCAGUUAUCCAUGAAAUUUGAAAGAUGCUUAGACGCUGAAGUGGUUUCAUUUGAUAUUUUAUCGGAUGAUUACUCGAAGAUAGUUUUCUUGCAGUGUGAUAGAUAUGUUGAAUUUCAUUCACAACAUGGCCGUUACUACAGGACAAGGAUACCAAAGUUUGGUAGAGAUUUCUCGUACCAUUAUCCAUCAUGUGAACUGUACUUUGUAGGAGCAAGCUCUGAAAUAUACAGGCUCAAUUUGGAGCAAGGAAGGUUUCUGAAUUCCCUACAGACAGAUGCUUCGGAGAAUCAUGUAUGUGACAUAAACUCUGCACAUGGCUUAUUUGCUGCUGGGACAGUUGAGGGGAAAGUGGAAUGCUGGGACCCUAGAACAAGAAAUCGAGUUGGGGUGUUGGACUGUGCUCUAAGCAGUGUGACGGCUGAUAAGGAGAUAGAUGGGCUGCCAUCUGUUUCAGCCCUGAAGUUUGAUGGAACUUUGCAUGUGGCUGUUGGAACAUCCACAGGGCAGGUCUUGUUGUAUGAUCUCCGAUCAAGUAACCCAUUAUUAGUUAAGGAUCACCAAUAUGGCCUCCCUAUUAAAACAAUCCAGUUCCACAAUUCGUUAGAUUUAAUUAUUUCUGCUGAUUCACGAAUCAUAAAACUGUGGAAUAAGGACACGGGGAAAAUAUUUACUUCCAUGGAGCCUGAACACGAUAUUAAUGACGUUUGCCUAUAUCCGAAUUCAGGAAUGGUGUUCACAGCCAAUGAAGCCCCCAAAAUGAACAUCUACUAUAUUCCGGUUUUAGGCCCUGCUCCAAAAUGGUGCUCAUUUCUUGAUAAUUUGACGGAAGAGCUGGAGGAGAACCCAGAGACAACUGUGUAUGAUGACUAUAAGUUCGUAACAAGAAAAGACCUUGAAAACUUAGGGAUUGCUCAUCUUAUUGGAUCACGACUUCUACGAGCAUAUAUGCAUGGCUUUUUCAUGGACAUACGACUGUAUCACAAGGUUAAAAUGAUGGUGAAUCCUUUUGCCUAUGAGGAAUACCGAAGAGAGAAAAUUAGGCAGAAGAUAGAAGAAACACGUGCACAAAGAGUGCAACUAAAGAAACUUCCCAAGGUUAAUAAAGAGCUUGCACUGAAGUUGAUUGAAGAAGGAGAAGAAGAACCACUAAAUGCAAGGAAAAAGAAACAAAAGAAAAUGCCGAGCAUUCUUAGCGAUGAUCGCUUCAAAGUCAUGUUUGAGAACCCAGAUUUCCAGGUGGAUGAGAAGAGUGAAGAGUUCAGGCUGCUUAAUCCACUCGUCUCUAAGAUAAGUGAGAAAAGAAAGAAGAAAUUAAAGAUGUUAGAGCUUCAAGAAACACUGGGAGAGGAAGAGGAGGAAGAACCAGAAGGAAAACCAAGUGAUGCUGAAAGUUCUGAGACUUCAGAUGAUGAAAAAGGCUGGGUUGAAGAGGUCAGGAAACAGCGCAGACUUCUUCGCCAAGAGGAAAAAGUAAAACGGCAGGAAAGGUUCAAGGAGGAUCAGCAAACAGUCCUGGAACCGAAGUUUUUUGAGAUUAAAGCCGGGGAAGAAUUUAGAAGCUUCAAGGACACCGCCAAAAGGCAAAAGUUAAUGAAGAAAACACUUGGAGAUCGCUUGCAGCUUGAAGAGAGAGUUGGUGCACUCAGUGUAAAUGAUACCACUGUAGGAAGUAAACAAGUUAGCUUUAAAUUGAAAAAGUCACAGCAACAGAAAAAACAGCAGGAAGCAGAAAAACAGCAUCAUCAAGAGAGGAAAAAACUCAGGCGUUCCGCUGGCCAUCUCAGAAGUAAAAGGGGAAGAGGACGACCCUACCAUUGAUUGAACAAUUUUUUACUUGGGGGACUUUGAGAUGUACUCUCCUUUGUAUAAAUCAUGGACACAGGUCAAGAGCUCUUCAAGUCCUGUUUGACAGAGCAGAACUGUCCAUAGCAUAAUUGUGUUGUGGAAAAAUACCCAUGGAAAAUCUCAUGUUUGAACCAGAGAUAUUUAUGUUUCUAAAGGAGAGGUGGCUGGUUAUUGUGUAACCUUGUGUACGUUAUAAUCGAACCUUGCUACGAGAAAUGGAUGCUAGCUUUUUAAAUUAAGUUUUUACAAUGAUGCACUGUUUCAAAAGACACCAGUUAUCAAGUACUGGAACACUUUGAUCUGCCACAUCCCAAAAUAAAACUAUUAAAACAGUUUUGUCCUGCAAUAUAGUCAUGGGCAUGUAGCGUUAGGGAACCAAAUGAUUUGAGUAUUGCCAACAAACACUUGCCUGAAGAAUAUCACGUAGAGCCAGAACUGACAUCUAAGUGAUCCUAUUAAUUCAAACUCUCAUCUUCCACUACAGUUAAUAAGUUUGUUUGUAUCCUUAAACCUGGAAGGAUAUGAACAAACAAAUGUAAGUGAUGUAAACUGCCCAGAGAGCUUCAGCUAUGGGGAGGUAUAUAAAUUUAAUAAAUAAAUAAAUAAAAUG